AUGAUUCCUGCAAUUGACGACAUAGAAAUAGCCACGAUGAUCAAUGUUCAUAUACAUUAUCCACGUAUAUGGAAUUCCAUUCAAGUAUGGACUAUUGGUAUUAUUACAAAAAAACCUCAAGUUUAUUUUGUAUUUGAACAUAAAUGUUUUUUUCAAUAUUUACUCAAUGAUUGGUCUUCAUCAGUACCACCUGAUAUUUAUUCAUUUGCACCAUUUAUUUAUGAUAUUAAAUUAGAAGGUAAUCAUUUAGAAUUGUUAAUACCAUGUAAUCAAGGAAAUUGGAUUGAUUGUACAAAUGAAAAUAAUCGACAAAAACAACAACAACAACAACCAGCAGAAAAUAAUUUUAUAUCAGUUUGUGCUAAAUCAUUUUCAUUGAUAUAUCCAUUACCAUUUGUUGAAUUUUGUCCAAAAGUUACACCAAUGGAUAUAAUAAUUGAUGCUCAAGAUAUUCUUGCUCGUCUUGUUAUACCAGAAAGUAAUCGAAUGUAUUAUAUAUUAGAAGGGAUUGAUUCUCAUAAACGUUUUUAUACACCAAAUGGAGUUAAAUCUCAAUUAACUUUAUCAGAUGAAUUUGAAAAACGUGAUGGCUUCUUUGAUUGUGGUGAAGUUCCUAAUAUAAAAAUUCUUAUACAAAUUCUUCUUCAUCCUUCACCACCAAUCGAUACAAAUAGAUCUGAUCUUUUAUAUGUUCAACAUGUCAAAUCAAUGGGUAAUCGUCAAACAUUUCAUCCAAAUAAAUUAGAUUAUGAUAUGUUUAAUAUUGAAAUUGAUAUUGGUCCUGUUAAUUUAUUAUUACAUGGUUUAUUUUUAAAAAAACUUUGGUGGGUAAAAGAAAAUAUAUUUGGUUGGGAUCAAAAAUAUCAUGAUAUUCAUGAACCAGAAUUAAUACGUGAAAAGAAAAUUAUUGUACAUGAUGAUCCAUUAGUUGAUAUUAUUGAUGAAACUAUUCCAUUUGAUCCAAGAUAUUUUCGACCAUUAAUGGUUACUUUACGUGUUGCACUUCAUAAUAUAACAGCUCAUCUUGUUCAUCAUACUGAUAAUGAACCAUGUCCAAUAGUUUUUUGUGAACGACUUUGUUUUGAAAUGACAACUGAUCUAGAUGAAACAAGAUUACAAGUACUUUUUCUACCAAUUAAUGUCUAUGUUGAAGAUACAAUUGUUCGAAAUAAAUCAGAUCAACAUUUAUCUACUGGAUGUCUUCAAUUAUCUGGUUUAAUUAUUCGUGGUCAUGCAAUGCUUUCACAUGAAGGUUUACCACCUGAACGUGAAACACUUGAAUAUGCAUGGCAAAUGGAAAUUAUACUUGGUAAAAUAUCAGCUCGUAUAACAACAAUUCAAGUAGAAAAAUUAAUUGGUUUUCUUAAAAAUUUUUAUUUACAAAUCAUGGAAGAUGAAUAUACACUUGUACGUUCACCGGUUAUUGAUAAAGCAAAAUGGAUUGAAAAACUUAAAUAUGAUGUUCUUCGAUUCAGUCUAGAUUCAAUUGAUCUUAAUCUUGUUGAAGUUGGUAAUGCUCUUAACAUACAGGUUGCACCCAUUCGUUUAUGUAUGUGUAAUAUGCACACAAUAUUUUGUAAUGAAAGUUUAACUUUAAAAGUUGGUACAAUUCAAAUUCGACAAUUAUUACGUUUGUAUCCAGGUUCAUGGUUAGAAGCUGGUUCUGCAUAUAUUCCUGAAUUACGUAUAAAUGCUAAAUUUGAAUGUCAUCCUCCAACACCAUCUAAUGUAAAUGAACAAUUAGAAUUUCUUCGUCGACAUGAUCAACAUUCUCAACGACUUCAUUUUCUUUAUAAUACAAAACCUCAACAAACAUUAAAUAUUCCAUUAACAACAAUAAAUAUAAAACGUCCAUCAAAUGUUGGUCUAUCAACAAAUUUAAAUAAUAUAUCAUGUGCAUGUCUUGGUGGUUCAUCAAAUUAUUAUACACUUGUACAAGGUGAACAAUUUUUUAAAAAUACGUUUCGUCUUAGUGAACAAUCAUCAUUUGGACGUUCAUUAUUUCGACCAGAUUUACAUGUUUUACAAUCACAUUCCAUAUUUGAACAUAAAUACAAUUGGAAUAUUUAUGAACAUUUAAUAAUAUCAAAUGAUGAAUUAGAUGAUGAAGAAAUUUUUUAUCCAUUUGAUUUUUGUGCACAACAAAAACAAACUGAUGAACUACAUAAUCAUAUAAAUGAUAAUGAAUUACGUCAUAGUGUACCAACAGAUUUAUAUUCAUUAUCACGUACAAAUUCAGCACGAAAUAUAAAACAUCAAUCAAUUAUUGAUCGAACUGAACACAAACGUUCAUCAUCAUCAAUACCAUUACAUCAUACAACUGGUUCAUCAUCAUCAACAGCUACAACAACAACAACAAAUGAUGAUUAUUUUACACCUAAUGAACAAUUAUCAUUAACAAGUUCAAGUAAAUCAAGUUUAAAUUCAACAUUAAAUAAUACAAAUAAUAUUAUGGAAUCAUCAUCUUUAUCAUCAUUAACUCUUCUGCAACAUCAAUCAUCAACAAGAUCAUCAUUAAUACAAUCAAAUUUAAAUUUAUCAAAAUCAAUUGAAAAUAAAGCUUUAUUAAAUAGUUUAUCACGCACAUCAUCAUCAUCAUCAUCAUCAUCAUCAUCAUCAGAUUCAUUAACAGCUUUAGAAGAAAUACUUCAAAGACAGCAAGCUAGAUAUAGUUCAACAUUUUUAUCUCAAAGAGUAAAUAAUAAUAAUCUAAAUCAUUAUUUUAAAACAUAUGAUCUACUUAAUAUUUGUUGUUAUAAAAUUUUGAAUAAUAGAGUUCAGCGAAUUUAG
This is a messenger RNA of Rotaria sp. Silwood2, 2790 nucleotides long. Lineage: Eukaryota; Metazoa; Rotifera; Eurotatoria; Philodinida; Philodinidae. The record is from the annotation of a GenBank genome assembly.